UAGAGCAAAUGUGAAAAGAAACAGCGCAGGAAUCAGGAAACAGGAGGUUGCAUUUUGCGCAGGACGGCUGUGUUAGCGGUAUUGAUAAGCUACGUUUUCUGAAACGAUAUGUCCAAAAGACACCGUGUGGAUUUGAGCGAUGAUUACUCCUCCAGUAAGAAGCGGUCUGACGGGAGAGACCGGGACCGCGACAGAGACCGCGAGGACCGUUCCAGAGACAGGGACCGAGACAGAGAUCGGGACAGGGACAGAGACCGGGAGAGGGACUCAAAGCCGUCAGCAGUUCCCUCUAACAGCAUGCCGUCGGUUUCAAGCUUACCUUUGCUCAAGCAGAUGACCGUGCACCAGCAGAUUAACCCAUUCACCAAUCUGCCACACACGCCGCGCUACUACGAGAUCCUGAAGAAAAGGUUACAGCUUCCAGUGUGGGAGUACAAAGAAAGUUUCAGCGAUAUCAUCACACGUCACCAGAGCUUUGUCCUCGUCGGAGAGACGGGCUCUGGAAAAACAACACAGAUUCCACAGUGGUGUGUGGACAUGGUGAGGGCCUUGCCUGGUCCCAAGCGGGCUGUAGCUUGUACUCAGCCAAGGAGAGUGGCUGCCAUGAGUGUGGCUCAAAGGGUUGCAGAUGAAAUGGAUGUCAUGCUCGGACAGGAAGUUGGCUACUCCAUCAGAUUUGAGGACUGCAGUUCUGCCAAGACUAUACUGAAGUACAUGACAGAUGGUAUGCUACUGAGAGAGGCUAUGAAUGAUCCUCUGCUGGAGCGAUAUGGCGUCAUCAUUCUGGAUGAGGCCCACGAGCGAACUCUCGCCACAGAUAUCCUGAUGGGUGUGUUAAAGGAAGUGGUCCGCCAAAGACAGGAUCUGAAGGUAAUUGUGAUGAGUGCCACCCUGGAUGCAGGAAAGUUCCAAGUCUACUUCGACAGCUGCCCUCUGCUGACCAUUCCUGGGCGCACACAUCCUGUAGAGAUCUUCUACACCCCUGAACCAGAGCGGGACUACCUGGAGGCAGCCAUUCGUACCGUCAUUCAGAUUCAUAUGUGUGAGGAGGAUGAAGGUGACGUCCUUCUGUUCCUCACAGGUCAAGAGGAAAUUGAUGAAGCCUGCAAGAGAAUCAAAAGAGAAGUUGAUGACCUUGGCCCUGAAGUCGGAGACAUCAAAAUUAUUCCACUGUAUUCCACGUUGCCCCCACAGCAGCAGCAAAGGAUCUUUGAGCCACCUCCUCCAAGAAAGCCAAAUGGUGCUAUAGGGAGGAAGGUUGUGGUGUCAACAAAUAUCGCCGAGACCUCUCUAACAAUUGAUGGUGUCGUGUUUGUCAUUGACCCUGGAUUUGCCAAACAGAAGGUGUACAAUCCCCGUAUCAGAGUGGAGUCUCUGCUAGUCACAGCCAUCAGUAAAGCUUCGGCACAGCAGAGGGCAGGAAGAGCCGGCAGAACACGUCCGGGGAAAUGUUUCCGCCUCUACACAGAGAAGGCCUACAAAACAGAGAUGCAGGAUAACACAUACCCAGAGAUUCUGCGGUCCAACUUGGGAUCUGUUGUGCUACAGUUGAAAAAGCUGGGCAUUGAUGACCUUGUCCACUUUGACUUCAUGGACCCUCCUGCUCCUGAAACACUAAUGAGAGCUCUGGAGCUGCUGAAUUAUCUGGCUGCUCUCAAUGAUGACGGCGACCUGACUGAGCUUGGCUCCAUGAUGGCAGAAUUCCCACUGGAUCCCCAGCUGGCGAAGAUGGUCAUAGCAAGCUGCGAGUUUAACUGCUCGAAUGAGAUCCUCUCCAUCACUGCCAUGCUGUCAGUCCCACAGUGUUUUGUCCGUCCCACGGAGGCUAAGAAGGCAGCGGACGAGUCCAAGAUGAGGUUUGCUCACAUUGACGGAGACCACUUGACGCUGCUCAACGUCUACCACGCCUUCAAACAAAACCACGAAUCUAACCAGUGGUGUUAUGACAACUUUGUCAACUACCGCUCGCUGAUGUCUGCUGACAAUGUACGUCAGCAGCUGUCCAGGAUCAUGGACCGCUUCAGUCUGCCUCGGCGGAGCACAGAGUUCACCAGCAGAGAUUACUACAUCAACAUCCGACGAGCGCUCUGCACCGGCUUCUUCAUGCAGGUGGCUCAUUUGGAGCGCACAGGCCAUUACCUCACAGUGAAAGACAACCAGGUGGUCCAGCUGCAUCCAUCCACAGUCCUGGACCACAAGCCUGAGUGGGUGCUCUACAAUGAGUUUGUUCUGACCACCAAGAACUACAUCCGAACUUGCACAGAUAUCAAACCAGAGUGGUUGGUGAAGAUCGCACCCCAGUACUAUGAAAUGAGUAACUUUCCACAAUGUGAAGCUAAACGACAGCUGGAGCGAAUUAUUGCCAAACUUGAGAGCAAAGAAUACUCUCAGUACUGAACAAUAGUCGAGAAGUGUCCUGGAAAACAAACCUGCAUACCGUAGUUUUAGAUCUUUCUGUCAUUGUUACCUUAAUGUUCAAACGUUGGCUUUUUGAUUUUUAAUAUUUGUUUGCUUAUUUUUGUUAUUUUUCCCCAUCAAUGUCAGUUCUGUAAGUAGGUGUAAUGACAUGAAAUAUCAGCAGCAAUUGUUAGUUUCAGCUGUUAUGAUUUUCAGAAGAAAGUAUCUGGAGCAGGUCUUGUAGAUGUGGUUGAAUUAAAUUCAGGAGACUCUGGAGCCAUAACGAAGAUCUGUGCUUGCUUUGUUUCUUUAAUAAAUGAGCUUUGACUUUA
Girardinichthys multiradiatus is the source of this 2729-nucleotide messenger RNA. RefSeq names its product ATP-dependent RNA helicase DHX15. The coding region runs from base 109 to 2397 and encodes 762 amino acids. Gene Ontology annotation, cellular component: spliceosomal complex; intracellular anatomical structure. The transcript is spliced from 14 exons. Gene Ontology annotation, molecular function: RNA helicase activity; ATP binding; RNA binding. The record is from RefSeq and is a predicted model, not a curated record. Lineage: Eukaryota; Metazoa; Chordata; Actinopteri; Cyprinodontiformes; Goodeidae.